GAUACGGUUUCUGUUUUUUUCUUUUCUCGUCGUCGUCCAGCGUUAACUUUAGGGAUUGAAGAUGACGAUGAACUCGCUUCCAAGGCGAUUUGGGAAGAAUCAAGGAUACCUGGAUUGUGAUCAUCGUAGAGGGAGGAGAUCCGACUCAGACUCCGACGAAGAGUUGAAAGGAUUGAGUCACGAGGAGUACAGGAGGCUUAAACGCCUCAAGAUGAGGAAAUCUGGAAAGUACUGCAUAUGGGAGAACACGCCGAGUCCGCCCAGAGAUCCCGACGAGGAAGAGUCCGAUGAGAACGCCGCUGACGAGGAGGUGGUUCCGGAGAAGGAUGUUGACGAUCCGAAACAACGGAAAGGCGAAUCUGAUUCGGGUAAGUCGGGAUCUGAAUCUGAUAGAUCUAGGAAGAAGAGGAAGAGUAAGAGGUCUAGGAGUAAGCGUAGGAGAAGGAGUGAUAGCGAAUCGGAAGAGGAGAGCGAGAGUGAUGAUUCGGAUGAGGAAGAUAGGAGGCGUAGAAGAAGGAAUAAGAAGAAGAAAAGCAGAAGUAGUAGGAAGAGGAGAGGUCAUAGGAGGAAGAGGAGGUACAGUGAUUCUGAUGAGAGCAGUGAUGAAGAAUCUGAGAUUAGUGCUUCUUCUGGGGAAGAACGUAGCAAAUCAAAGGGCAAGAACAUUGAUGUAGAAGAAGCGGUGAAGGAGCCUGAGCUUGAUGAAGAGGAGAUGAAGAAGUUCAAGGAGAUGAUUGAAUCAAAGAAGAAGGCUUCUGCUGCAGCUGAAGAUGAAGAGGAAGCCGAGGUGGGUCCAAUGCCGUUACCUAAAGCCGAAGGACACAUCAGCUACGGAGGUGCUUUAAGACCCGGUGAAGGAGACGCUAUAGCGCAGUACGUGCAGCAAGGGAAGCGUAUCCCACGUAGAGGAGAAGUGGGUCUUAACGCUGAUGAGAUCCAGAGGUUUGAGGAUCUUGGGUAUGUGAUGAGUGGGAGUAGGCAUCAGAGGAUGAAUGCUAUUCGUAUCAGGAAGGAGAACCAGGUUUACAGUGCUGAAGACAAGCGGGCGUUGGCCAUGUUUAACUACGAGGAGAAGGCUAAGCGCGAGGCUAAGGUUAUGGCUGAUCUUUCGAGGCUUGUGCAGCGCCAUAUGGGAGAAGAGUUGGGUCCGAAUCAUGACCCUUUUGGUGCUGGAAAGACUGAUGGAGCUGAUGAUUAAUUUGCUUUGCUUCCCUUCUACUACUUAUGUUGGUACUUAUCUUAUGCGUUUGUUCUUGUAAACCGUUCCUUAUUGCAUCGUAGUUACUCUUUGUUUACUACUUGCCCGUUAAUGAGUUUCACAGUUUCAAUUUGCUAUGCUGUCACAUUAUUGCGUUUGUGUGUUUAAAGAUGAAAGGUUCUGACUUUUAAGGA
Molecule: messenger RNA, 1392 nt
Organism: Raphanus sativus (radish)
Lineage: Eukaryota; Viridiplantae; Streptophyta; Magnoliopsida; Brassicales; Brassicaceae
Exons: 1
Coding region: 62-1198 (378 amino acids)
Biological process (GO): regulation of gene expression
Cellular component (GO): nucleus
Molecular function (GO): chromatin binding
Source: RefSeq, a predicted model, not a curated record